AUGGCUAUGCAGGUAGUGUUUCAAAUCAUUUUUCUGUUCUGGUCAUUGAAUCCAUUUCUUGCAGAAGCACAACCUAUAACAAAAAGUGGAUGUCAAGAUCGCUGUGGAAACAUCAGCAUUCCAUAUCCAUUUGGAAUGCAACCCGGUUGCUACUUAGAAGAGAGCUUCAGGAUAGAUUGCAACUCUAGCAGCACUCCUAGACUUUCCAUAAAUGGCAUCAAUCUAGAGUUGACAAAAAUUUCAGUGGAUAGUGCCACCACCAUUCAAAUCAAUUUUCCAAUCAUCUUCCAAAAUUGCAGCAACAAAAACAGUAGCAGCAAUGCACCGGUCGUCGACAUGGAAGGUAGCCCUUUUGCUUUCUCAACUACGAAUCGGUUAGUUGCAGUUGGUUGCGGCAACCUUACUUUGCUAAGCCGAAAUGAGUCUACCGUCCAAGGGUGCAUGGCAAACUGCAGCCAGAACAGUAGUGCUGCCUCUGCAAACACUACUGGUUGCAAUGGUAUCAACUGCUGUCAAACCACGAUCCCCUCAGAUCUCGAUUUUUUCAACGCAACCUUAACAGAUGUAGAUGACAACGGAAAGAAUCAAUGCAAGUAUGCCUACUUAGUCGACCAAAAUUGGUUUUUUAAUCUGAGUUCAUCUAGUAACAUCUCGGUGAUAAGAGAUAUGGACUUUGUGCCUGUGAUGCUGGAUUGGAGAAUCGAUUCAGGAUCAUACGAAAAGCUGGUGGCGAAUGGAUCGGCAUAUAAUUUAACAUAUUUAACAUCUUCGGGGACUUCCACUUGUAACAUGACAGGAAGCCAAAACUCCUCAGGAGUGCUUGAAUGUUCUUGCUUGCCAGGCUUUCAAGGCAAUCCUUAUCUUCCAGAUGGUUGUCAUGAUAUAAACGAAUGCGAGUAUGCUGACAACAGUUAUAACGCGACUUGCUCCGGGGACCAAAUCUGUAUAAACUCUUACGGCAGCUACACUUGUGUGAAACUUGGAAGCAAGAAAUCUCCGGUUAAGAUGGUUCUUUUAGCAGAAGCACAGGUACUGCCACUCUCUGGAAUAUUUUGUGGAUUGGCCUGUGGCGACGUUAGCAUUCCAUAUCCGUUUGGAAUGGAGAAGCUAGCAAGUUGUUACCUAGAAGAAGGGUACAAAAUACAUUGCAACUCUAGUGAAAUUCCCAUACUUUCGAUAAACGGCGCUGAUCUGGAGGUGACAGACAUUUGA
Messenger RNA from Dovyalis caffra, 1212 nucleotides. NCBI's taxonomy places the organism in Eukaryota, Viridiplantae, Streptophyta, Magnoliopsida, Malpighiales, Salicaceae. The record is from the annotation of a GenBank genome assembly.